UUUCCGGCCCGCGUGAGGAGGGAGCCGGACGCCGAGGGAAGGGCAGGGCGAACGAGGGGCUCCGCCAUGGAGGGGGCCGCCGCCGCGGCGGGCGGGAAUUCGAAGGGCUCCGGCCUCGGAGGCCUCUUCGGCGUCGGGGGAGGAGUCGGCGGGCCGGGCUACUCCCACGCGGACCUGGCCGGAGUGCCCCUGACCGGAAUGAGCCCUCUGUCUCCGUAUUUAAAUGUCGACCCCAGAUACCUUAUACAGGACACAGAUGAAUUUAUUUUACCCACUGGAGCUAGCAAAACUAGGGGAAGAUUUGAGCUGGCAUUCUUUACCAUUGGUGGAUGUUGCAUGACAGGAGCUGCAUUCGGGGCACUGAAUGGCCUGCGGCUGGGUUUGAAGGAUACACAAAGCAUGGCUUGGUCUAAACCUAGAAAUGUACAGAUUUUAAACAUGGUGACCAGGCAAGGGGCAUUAUGGGCCAAUACUCUUGGAUCUCUAGCACUGCUGUACAGCGCAUUUGGAGUCGUCAUAGAGAAGACGCGAGGCGCGGAAGAUGAUCUGAACACAGUGGCUGCUGGGACCAUGACAGGGAUGCUGUAUAAAAGCACAG
Messenger RNA from Gekko japonicus, 598 nucleotides. RefSeq names its product translocase of inner mitochondrial membrane 23 homolog B (yeast) (gene TIMM23B). Gene Ontology annotation, biological process: protein import into mitochondrial matrix. NCBI's taxonomy places the organism in Eukaryota, Metazoa, Chordata, Lepidosauria, Squamata, Gekkonidae. Gene Ontology annotation, cellular component: TIM23 mitochondrial import inner membrane translocase complex; mitochondrial inner membrane. Gene Ontology annotation, molecular function: transmembrane protein transporter activity. The record is from RefSeq and is a predicted model, not a curated record. The transcript is spliced from 6 exons. The annotation marks the transcript as partial.